This is a messenger RNA of Labrus bergylta (ballan wrasse), 1063 nucleotides long. It is a transcript of the gene rnf185, whose product is annotated as ring finger protein 185. Gene Ontology annotation, molecular function: ubiquitin protein ligase activity; ubiquitin-like protein conjugating enzyme binding; metal ion binding. Gene Ontology annotation, biological process: ubiquitin-dependent protein catabolic process. Gene Ontology annotation, cellular component: endoplasmic reticulum. The record is from RefSeq and is a predicted model, not a curated record. Lineage: Eukaryota; Metazoa; Chordata; Actinopteri; Labriformes; Labridae.
CUCCUUCCAGGAUCUACUACCGGGUUAGGUUCAGCAGCGGAUGUGUGACGCAAGCAGUUGUAAGGAUAUCCCCCCCCUCAACUUCUCUCAACAAGUUUGGAUAUUUUAUUUUAAAACAUUCCUGUCUGGAUGUGCGAUUUUAGUAUCUGUUGUAACACUGAUUUAAUCCGUGAGAUAGUGAAACUGUCAGUUUCCUCCUGUCUUCCUCGGUAGCUAACGUUAGCUGCUGGUCACUGUAUCUACAUGGGAGCUAGCUCGUUAGCAUCCAGUCGAUUUUACACGAUUUAACUUUUUUUUUUUAGAGUUAUUUCUGAAAGGCGUAGUCUCUCCUCCCCUCGUCCUUGUCACAAACAAACCCCCCCAACCACUGGGCCUCCCUAUGUACUUUGAAACACUGGGUGCCCGCGGAGUCACCCCACCUGAACCCUCCUGUUGACCGGAUCUAUCUUUAAAUGGCUACCGCAGCUCCCGCUCCAGCCUCUGGCUCCACUGCGGCCACUGACAACCCAAAUCCCGGAUCCAGUAGCUCGUCUGCGCCCGACAGCGGCAACCAGGACAGCACUUUCGAGUGUAAUAUAUGUCUGGACACCGCCAAGGAUGCAGUUAUCAGUCUGUGUGGACACCUUUUCUGUUGGCCUUGCUUGCAUCAGUGGUUGGAGACAAGACCCAACAGACAAGUGUGUCCGGUGUGUAAAGCUGGCAUCAGCCGGGACAAAGUUAUCCCCUUAUACGGGCGGGGAAGCACAGGUCAACAAGACCCCAGAGAAAGAACACCUCCUCGACCACAGGGGCAAAGACCUGAGCCAGAAAACCGUGGUGGAUUUCAAGGCUUUGGUUUUGGAGAUGGAGGGUUCCAAAUGUCGUUUGGAAUCGGCGCGUUUCCGUUUGGUAUUUUUGCUACAGCUUUCAACAUCAAUGACGGAAGGCCUCCUCCAGCAGCUCCUGGGACACCACAGCACAUGGAUGAACAGUUUCUCUCUCGACUCUUCCUGUUUGUCGCUCUGGUGAUUAUGUUCUGGCUGCUGAUUGCAUAAGAGCAAUUAAAAAAAAAAAAAAAAAAAAA